ACCUAUUAGUAAAAGGCAAGCCGCCAAUAUUGCAACUGAAAAAUCGGGUGUAAAAGGACUCGCUUAUCAUUCUACGACUGUGUUGGAAUGCUGGGAACUUUUUUUUUCCAACUGAAUUGAUAGCAAAAAUUGUUCAACAUACUAACGAAAAAUUAUCAGUUAUAAGACUUAAAUAUGCACGUGAAACAGAUUGCCUUGAUACCGAUGAGUGUGAAAUGAGAGCUUUUUUUGGAUUAUUAUAUUACUCAGGACUUCUUAACUUGUCCCAUGUCGACAUCCAUGAUUUAUGGAAACCUAAUGGAUUGUCACCGGAAUAUUUUAGAGCUGUGAUGAGAGAAAAUCGUUUUAGACUACUGCUUCGUGCUUUAAGGUUUGAUAAUUCUUUAACUCGAAUUGAAAGAAAAAAAACCGAUAAGUUGGCUCCAAUUAGAGAAAUCUGGGAUCAUUUUAAUAAAAGUUGUUUGAAGUAUUAUUCCUCUGGAGUAAACGUAAUCAUUGACGAAAUGAUUGCUGCUUUCAGGGGUCGUUGUAGCUUCAAGCAGUACAUUCCAUCUAAGCCUGAUCGCUAUGGCUUAAAGAUUUUUGGAAUGGUGGAUACUGAAUCAUUUUAUACAUCUAAUAUGGAACUUUACGUUGGCAAGCAGCUUUCAGAAGAAUAUCAAGUGAGUAACAAGCCGUUUGAUGUGGUUCAAAGAGUUUGUCACUCGAUUUUGAAUACCGGACGUAAUAUUACGAUGGACAACUGGUUUUCAUCACUUCCUCUCGUUAUUGAUCUUCUCGAAAAGCACAAAAUCACAGUGGUUGCAACGUUAAGAAAAAACAAGCCUCAAAUACCUCCUGGGUUUGUGACUGUUAAAAAACGUGAUCCUUGUUCGUCAUUAUUUGCUUUUUACCGCAAUAUAACAAUGGUAUCAUACAUUUCUCAAAGCAAAAAAAAAAAAUUGUACAAUUUUGAUUUCAUCUAUGCACAGAUCGAAUGCCAUAGACGAAGAGACUGAUGAUAAAAAAAGCCUGAAAUAAUUACCUACUAUAAUAAGACUAAAGCAGCUGUUGAUAUUGUGGACCAA
Molecule: messenger RNA, 1067 nt
Organism: Cotesia glomerata
Lineage: Eukaryota; Metazoa; Arthropoda; Insecta; Hymenoptera; Braconidae
Product: piggyBac transposable element-derived protein 4-like
Exons: 1
Coding region: 216-998 (260 amino acids)
Source: RefSeq, a predicted model, not a curated record